Messenger RNA from Oreochromis aureus, 3626 nucleotides. It is a transcript of the gene mfn1a, whose product is annotated as mitofusin 1a. The record is from RefSeq and is a predicted model, not a curated record. The transcript has 18 exons. Gene Ontology annotation, biological process: mitochondrion localization; mitochondrial fusion. Bases 86 to 2242 code for a protein of 718 amino acids. Gene Ontology annotation, molecular function: GTP binding; GTPase activity. Lineage: Eukaryota; Metazoa; Chordata; Actinopteri; Cichliformes; Cichlidae. Gene Ontology annotation, cellular component: mitochondrial outer membrane.
UGGGAGCAGGCGCCGACUUGACAGGGACGAACCCCCCAAAACGCGACUGACCUCUGAACCUGAGACAGACAGCGAGCACGGUGUCAUGGAUGCCAUAAAUCCAUCUCCUCUGCGACGUUUCGUCAUUGCAAAACAUUCGAUCACCUCCAUCUUUGACCAGCUGCUGGACUUUGUGAAGGAUGGCUCCGCCUUUGUGGAUGAGGCAUGGCGCAGCGAGGACCUGGGUCCGGUGGCCGUGGAGGAGCAGAGUCUGGAGAUGCAGAGCUGUGCCAUCAAGCUGACGACCAUCAGAGACGUCCUUCUUAGGAGACACAUGAAGGUGGCGUUUUUCGGCAGGACGAGUAACGGGAAGAGUACAGUGAUCAACGCCAUGCUGAAAGACCGAGUGCUGCCCAGCGGCAUCGGUCACACCACCAACUGUUUCCUGAGUGUCGAAGGGACCGACGAAGACGAGGCUUACCUCAUCACCGAGGCGUCCACCGAGAGGAGGAGCGUGACUACGGUGAACCAGCUGGCUCAUGCUCUCCACAUGGAUCCCACUCUGGACUCGGGUACAUUGGUCAAAGUCUUCUGGCCUAAAAGUCACUGCGCUCUGCUGAGAGACGACCUGGUGCUCAUGGACAGCCCUGGGACCGACGUCACCCUGGAGUUGGACAGCUGGAUCGAUAAGUUCUGUUUGGACGCAGACGUCUUUGUUCUGGUGGGAAACGCAGAGUCCACUCUGAUGAACACGGAAAAACUUUUCUUUCACAAAGUGAGUGAAAAAAUCUCCAAACCGAACAUCUUCAUUCUCCACAACAGAUGGGACGCUUCAGUGACCGAACCGGACUACAUCGAAGAGGUGAGGAAGCAGCACCUCGACCGCUGCGUGGGGUUCCUCGCCGACGAGCUGAAGGUGGUCGGCCUGGACGAUGCCGCGGGGCGGAUCUUCUUCGUCUCAGCUAAAGAGGUUCUGAGCGCUAGGACGCAGCGAGCGCAGGGCAUGCCUGAGACAGGGGGCGCUCUGGCUGAGGGUUUCCACGAGAGGCUGAGAGAGUUCCAGAGGUUUGAGAGGACGUUUGAGGAGUUCAUCUCUCAGUCUGCGGUGAAGACCAAGUUUGAGCAGCACACGGUGAGAGCGUGGCAGAUCACAGAGGCCAUCAAAGGUGUGAUGGACGCCAUCAACAUCGCCUCUGCCGACAGGAAGAUCUGCUGCCUGGAGGAGCGGGAGGACCUGAGAGACCGGCUGGACUUUGUUCGAGGGCAGAUUAACCGUCUGAGCGCCAGCGUCAAAGAGAGGAUCAGGACUCUGAGCGAUGAUGUCACAGCUAAGGUGUCCUCGGCGCUGACGGAUCAGAUCCGCUCACUUCCUGUUCUGGUGGACGACUUCAGAGCCGACUUCAGCCCCACGCAGGAAACUCUGCUGCUCUACAAAACUAAGCUGCUGCAGCACGUGGAGGAGCGGCUCAUCGGCGGUUUGGAUCACCGCUGCUCUGUCGGCGUCCUCAGAGACAUCAGAGACGCCCAAAGUCACAUGAUCGACGCUGUCCGUCCUCUGCUGUCUCCGGCUCUGCAGGAGCAGCUCUCCACUCCCUCCGCCUCCUUCGAGAUAACCUACGACCUCGGCCUAGCCGCCCUCUGCGCAGACUUUGAGGAGAACAUCGACUUUCAGUUUUCUCUGGGCUGGACCGCCCUCGUCACACGCUUCAUCGGUGCCUCAAACGCCAAACGAGCGCUGAGUGGCGCUGACUGCGCGCAUAAGGAACGCUCCACCUUUAGGGAUGAAAUGGUGGUUUCCAUAGCAACGGGUCUGGUCUCUGUCACAUCCAGGGCGUCCAUGACGGUGCUGGUGAUCGGCGGAGUGGUGUGGCGUUCAGUGGGCUGGCGUCUCAUCGCCCUCUCUGUCUCUCUGUAUGGUCUCCUCUACCUGUAUGAGAAACUCACCUGGACUGACGCCAGCAGGGAGCGCGCUCUGAAGCAGCAGUUUGUCGAGCACGCCGCUCAGCGCCUGAGAGCUGUCGUCCCUGUUGCCAGCAACGCCUGCAGCCAUCAGGUGUGCAAGGAGCUGUUGUCCACCUUCAGCCGUCUGACUCAGAGGGUGGAGCUGAGUGACGCCGAGCUGGAGGGAAACAUCCGUCAGCUGAGCUUCAGGAUCCAGAGACUGGAGACCAUCCAGAGGCGUUCCAAGGCCUUCAGGAACAGAGCCACUGAGCUGGAGACUCAGCUGGAGGUCUUUUCGGUUCAGUACCUGCAGGAAAACUAAAGAAGAAGAACUGCUGCUGCUGCGGUGGAUGCUCCUGACCAAUCAGGAGCUGGUGGAGAGUGCUGAGGUAUCGCUCAUCGCCCAGCGUUAACAUCGACAGCCGCAUAAAUCCCAGACAGCUCCCCACCUUCGUCAUUAACCAACACAAACCAACAGGAGGAGCAGCAGGAGACCCCGACCCUGAGUUGACGCUUUAGAAUCAAAGGUCAAAGUUCAGCUGUAGGCUUGUACAGUCUGCCCUUCAUGAGCAGCUGAUGAGAACACGUUCCUGACUCUGAUCUUUGGCUCCACCUUCAGACAGUUUGGGUCUCCUGAGUGAGUGGGUGCUCCGCCUUCGCUGCGACCACAAACAGCUGAGCAGAGUUAAGUGGUAAAUGGACUGAUUCUGAGCGCUUUUCUACUCUCGCGGAGCGCUCAAAGCGCUCUGUACAACCCAUCCUCACAAGCACUUUCUCUAUACAUAGAGAUUAGGGUUGCAAAGGGGCGGAAAAUUUCCGGUAAAUUUCAGAAAAGUUUCUGGUAAAUUUCCAUGGUAAGUUAAGCUUGGGAAUUUUGGAAAUAUUCCAUAUUGGAAACUUUCCAUGGAAAUAAUGGGAAUUAUGGAAAUUAAUGGGAAUUUAGGAGAACUAACUGGGAAUAUAUUAUUUCCAAGCAUAAAUAUAAACAGAAAUCAUAAGAAAACCUCCAUGCAAAAUGUUUUCAACAGAUAUUUCAACAGAUUUAUUUGUAAGUACAGUAGAAUAGAACACGUUUCAAUAACUUGUUUCAUGGAUGAAUAAAAACAGAAAUGUUGAGUUCAAUAUUACCAUCCCCUAACCCCGCUCAUUCAAAAAUGCCCCCUGUCCAAAAAUCUCCACAAAGUCCCAUUCAAAAGGUUAAAUGAAAAAUGCCACUUAUCCUCCAAAAUGUCCCAUUAAACAUGCAAAUCUUCCUUCAAGCAAUCCUCUUUUCUCAUUUUUGCUCAGUCAAUAGACUCUUCCUGGACCUCAUCAUCAUCCAACAACAUGUCCACUUCCUCAGCAUCCAACUCUGAUUCUUCCUCUUCAGUGUCACUUUCCAGCCUUGUUGGGGAUGGCUCUGUGUCAGGCUCAAAGAGCCAUAGGUUUGCCGACCAGCUUUUCCACUCUCACAUUUGUGAGCCCGUUGCGAACCUUUGUGUGGGUGUUCCCAAACAGUGACCAGUUGCGCUCGGAGGCGGCUGAUGAUGAUGGUGGGAUUUGGAGGAGGAUGGAGGCUACAGGUGCAAGGGCCUCAGAAUAUCGCAUUUAAUCUGUUAUUAGACUCAAUUGGCUUCUCUCAAAAUGUAAAAGAACCCACCCACCACUUUAAUCACACUCUAGAUCUUGUUUUAACAUAUGGCAUAGAAACUGAACAUUUAACAGUG